Erigeron canadensis is the source of this 726-nucleotide messenger RNA. RefSeq names its product 60S ribosomal protein L18a-2. Lineage: Eukaryota; Viridiplantae; Streptophyta; Magnoliopsida; Asterales; Asteraceae. Gene Ontology annotation, molecular function: structural constituent of ribosome. The coding region runs from base 94 to 627 and encodes 177 amino acids. Gene Ontology annotation, cellular component: cytosolic large ribosomal subunit; ribosome. The transcript is spliced from 4 exons. The record is from RefSeq and is a predicted model, not a curated record. Gene Ontology annotation, biological process: translation.
CCUAGAUAUAUAGAUACAUAUUAAUUGGAUAUAGAUACAUACAUUCAUCACUCCCCCAAAAAAACACAGCAGCGGCAGAUUUCCAACAAAAAAAUGAGCUACAAGUUUCAUCAGUUUCAGGUUGUAGGCAGGGCCUUGCCGACAGAAUCCGAUGAACAUCCCAAGAUUUAUCGCAUGAAACUUUGGGCCACUAAUGAAGUCCGUGCUAAAAGCAAGUUCUGGUAUUUUUUGAGGAAGUUGAAGAAGGUGAAGAAGAGCAAUGGACAAAUGCUUGCUAUCAAUGAGAUUUUUGAGAAGAACCCGACAACGAUUAAGAACUAUGGAAUUUGGCUGAGGUAUCAAUCUAGGACUGGGUACCAUAACAUGUACAAGGAGUACAGGGACACGACCUUGAAUGGGUCCAUUGAGCAGAUGUACACUGAGAUGGCUUCUCGCCACAGGGUCCGUCACCAUUGUAUCCAGGUCAUCAAGACAGCCACUAUUCCAGCAAAGCUUUGCAAGCGAGAGUCUACGAAGCAGUUUCAUAAUUCCAAGAUCAAGUUUCCAUUGGUGUUCAAGAAGGUUAGGCCUCCAACUAGAAAGCUCAAGACCACAUACAAGGCUUCAAGACCAAAUCUAUUUGUCUGAGUCACCCUUAUCGGUUUUGGUUGUAUUUUGAAGUUAUAUGUCAACUACUUAUUUUGGAUUCUAUGUCGUCUUAAAUGAAGAUUGGUGUCGUUUUGAGAA